Molecule: messenger RNA, 810 nt
Organism: Solanum pennellii
Lineage: Eukaryota; Viridiplantae; Streptophyta; Magnoliopsida; Solanales; Solanaceae
Exons: 1
Coding region: 1-810 (269 amino acids)
Source: RefSeq, a predicted model, not a curated record
AUGGUUGAAGUAGUUGAAUCAAAUGUUGGAUCCUCUGUUCCUCCUCCUUCUUUUGAUGUGGGAAGUCAGUUGUAUAUUCAUCCUUCUGAUAGUGCAGGUGCAGUGUUGGUACCUGUUCCUUUCGAUGGAAUAGGCUUUAGCUCAUGGAAGCGAGGUGUUCUUCGUUCCUUGUCAGUGAAGAAUAAGUUGGGCUUCAUCAAUGGAGAAUGCUUGAAACCAUCAUCAACUUCUCCAAAUUAUUGCCAAUGGGAACGAUGCGAUGCCAUGGUUACUUCAUGGAUCCUCAACUCUCUAAGCAAGGACAUUGCUGAUAGUGUCGAAUACGUUUUUGAUUCACUGGAGUUAUGGAAUGAACUAAAGGAUCGAUAUGAUCAGACAAAUGGUGCAAAAUUAUAUCAGAUCCAGAAGGAGAUUAACGAUCUAAGUCGGGGAUCUCUAGAUAUCACUUCCUACUAUACCAAGAUGAAGAAACUUUGGGAGGAACUGAACAACUUGUGUGUAAAGAAUCAGUGCAGUUGCUUAUGCACUUGUGGUGCCAAGGAUACUGUGUAUAAGGCAGAGCAGGAUAGACGAUUAAUCCAAUUUCUUGUGGGGCUUAAUGAAGCAUAUACCAUCAUUCGCGGCAGCAUACUCAUGAUGAAACCAUUACCUUCCAUGGGUCAAGCAUUUGCUCUCCUAAUUCAGGAGGAGAAGCAGCGAGAAUUUAAGCCUAACAGCCAAUUUUUCGCAGAUCCACCUUCUAUGUGUGCUAACUCUUCAAUUGGACAGUCACGACAAACUGGAGGCAACUCAGGUGGACGAGGCUUCUAG